ACUUGUUGCUUAUUGCUUAUGCUGAACGGCAAACGAGUGAGCGAAGCGACCCAAUUAAGACCAAACUCUAGACAGUGAAACUACAAGAAAUUUGUGCAAAUUGUCUACGUCAUGGCGUUUUUAAAUAAGCUUGCGGCACCUGCACUGCGUCAACUGGUGGCCAGCCGUUCCUAUGCUGCCGUCUCACAAGUGUCACCCACUGGCACCUCCUUUGCGCUGACUGAGGAGCAGCAACAGUUCCAGGAACUGGCGCGCAAGUUUACGCGUGAGGAGAUCAUUCCAGUGGCUGCGCAAUACGACAAAACCGGCGAGUAUCCAUGGCCCAUUGUCAAGAAGGCCUGGGAGCUGGGCUUGAUGAACAAUCACAUACCCGCCGACAUUGGUGGCUUGGAUUUGGAUGUGUUCACAACCUGUCUGACAGCUGAGGAGCUGGCCUAUGGCUGCACUGGCAUUAUGACGGCCUUGGAAGCGAGCAGCUUGGGUCAAACUCCUGUGAUACUCUCCGGCAACAAGGAGCAGAAGAAAAAGUACUUGGGUCGUCUGCUCGAGGAACCGCUCGUGGCUGCUUAUGGCGUUACUGAACCCGGCGCAGGCUCCGACGUCAACGGCAUCAAGACGCGCGCCGAGAAGAAGGGCGACGAGUACAUUAUCAACGGUCAAAAGAUGUGGAUCACCAAUGGCGGCGUAGCCAACUGGUAUUUCGUGCUGGCACGCACCAAUCCCGAUCCCAAGUGCCCCGCCAGCAAGGCUUUCACCGGCUUUAUUGUUGAGCGCGACACACCCGGACUAACGCCAGGCCGCAAGGAGAUGAACAUGGGUCAGCGUGCUUCGGAUACACGUGGCAUUACCUUUGAGGAUGUGCGUGUGCCAAAGGAGAACGUGCUGGUUGCCGAGGGCGCUGGCUUUAAGAUUGCCAUGGGCACCUUCGACAAAACCCGCCCACCAGUUGCCGCCGGCGCUGUUGGCUUGGCCCAGCGGUGCAUGGACGAGGCCCUGAAGUAUUCGCUGGAGCGCAAGACAUUCGGUGUGCCCAUUGCUCAUCAUCAGGCAGUGCAGUUUAUGCUGGCUGACAUGGCCAUUGGUGUAGAGACCUCGCGUCUGGCAUGGCGCAUGUCCGCUUGGGAGAUCGACCAGGGACGCCGCAACAGCUAUUAUGCCUCGAUUGCCAAGUGCCAUGCGGCCGAUAUGGCCAACAAAAUUGCCUCCGAUGCUGUGCAAAUCUUCGGCGGCAAUGGCUUUAACAGCGAGUAUCCUGUGGAGAAACUGAUGCGUGAUGCCAAGAUCUAUCAGAUCUAUGAGGGCACCUCCCAGAUUCAGCGUCUCAUCAUCUCAAGGAAUAUGUUCGAGGCAGCCAAGGGCAAGAGUACGUAAGAGUACGCAUAGAUAAGUCUGGUUACAAAAACAACAACACAAUCCUCACAAGAGAACGUUUUUAAUAAAAAUAUGUUAAGUUACUUAAAAUGUGAAUGUGAAAAUAGAAUAGUCCAAAAGUCCAUGUAGAGCAAAGUGAUUUGGCAACUCAUUGCAACUAAUUAAAGCCCCAACAUUUUAAUCGCCCACUGA
Drosophila busckii is the source of this 1563-nucleotide messenger RNA. RefSeq names its product probable medium-chain specific acyl-CoA dehydrogenase, mitochondrial (gene Mcad). The record is from RefSeq and is a predicted model, not a curated record. The coding region runs from base 112 to 1371 and encodes 419 amino acids. The transcript is spliced from 3 exons. Gene Ontology annotation, molecular function: flavin adenine dinucleotide binding; medium-chain fatty acyl-CoA dehydrogenase activity. Gene Ontology annotation, biological process: fatty acid beta-oxidation; medium-chain fatty acid catabolic process. Lineage: Eukaryota; Metazoa; Arthropoda; Insecta; Diptera; Drosophilidae. Gene Ontology annotation, cellular component: mitochondrion.